AUGCCUUGUGCAGAAAGGCACAUAAAAAAAAAUAUCAUACUCAAGUCUCAAGUAGUACUACGAUCGGGCUGGAGGUCAAGUCAACUAGUGAAGCCAUGGCAUGACGCGGGAGGCAGCCCAUCAUGAUCCAUUCAUUCAUUUUGGCUUUUCUCUCAACAGCAAAGUGACCCAAGACGAGGAGACCGACUUUGCUUCGGUCUUCCGCGAAUCAGCUCCACGCUAGUCCUAGCGGCACACCAACCAAGCAAAAUUUCCACCAGACCCGGUCGCGCCCGCGAUUUAAAUACGGCGUCGCUCGCCGGAGCCUGUGGCGUGCAGGACCGAGCAGAAAACAGCCAGCCAGAUUCGUCUUCCUCCUCUCGCCAAUGGCUCACCUACCACCACACUCGCUCUUCCUCCUCCUCCUCGCCGUCCAUGUCUUCCUCGCCUCCCAUGGCUCCCCUCUUCCGCCGUCCAGCACCUACGAUGAUUCCAUUUGCUCGGAGUCGUCCAGGUGUGGCGGCGUUGACAUCACAUAUCCAUUCUAUCUGUCAAACGCCACUGGAGCAACCCCUGAUUACACACCCUACUCAUGCGGCUACACCGAUUUGAAGAUCUUCUGCCAAGGCGAGGGGAAGACCGCGAUCGCAACCCUUCAACUCGGCCGAGACAAGUUACACAACUACACCGUCCAGAACAUCUUCUACGAAAAUCACGCCAUCAUUCUGAGGGACACUGAAGCCUUUAUUAGCGGCGGCAAGUGUCCCACGGUCACCCACAACGUGACAUUCGACAGGGAGUGGCUAAACUACACCGAGUCCUUGGAGGAGCUCACCUUCUUCUUCGGCUGCCACUCCACGGAGAGCGAUCAGCCGGCUCCUGAUCCUCCGCUAGACAAGUUCCAGAUCGACUGCAAAGGGUUCAGUCCGCCUCCAGGCAGUGGAGACGGUUUUUCCUUCGUCUUCAGCUCUGAGGAAGGCAACGUUUCUCGGGAGCACGAACUGGCUGAGUACUGUAGGCAGAAGGUCAUCGCGCCGGUACUCCAGAAAGAUGCUGUGAGAAGUGGUCUGCUCGUGUUGCCGAGGGAAUAUGGCGUCGUGCUUGGACAGGGCUUCGAGUUGGAAUGGAAGCAGAGCAAGGAUCGGCAAUGCGAGCUGUGCGAGAAAUCUUAUGGACGCUGCGCCUACAACGAGAAGAAGGAAUUCCUUUCUUGCUUGUGCUCCGGCGGGAUCUGCAAGAGCAAUCCAAACCCUCCAUCAUCAGGUAAGUCCUUCACAACCGGUCCUUCAAUUUCAUUGCCGUUUGAAAACAAAAAUGCCCGAAAAACGAAACCGAGAGCGUGUCUGUCGGUUUCGAAAACAGAAUAGCGCGUGAGAAGCAGUAAUAUUUGCUCGCCAUUUCGUCAGUGGACAAGGACGGUUCCCGACCUUUUCCACGCCCCUUGUUCCCUACCAUGUAUCGAAACGCGCCAGCUCGUGACUGCGGGGUUCAUUAUCAUCAGGCGGACCGCUGCCUCCAGUGGAGCUUUUCUUCUUUUUCUUCUCUGAGUUUUCCGGGUUAAAGCAUCUCGAGCCGUUGGAGCCCCCAGGACAAUCGCCGGACCAAAAAUAGCACGUCCUAAGAGGCAAAAUAUUUUCGCUGGAUGAAAUGCGAGUACGUUUUUCCAGUCGUUGGUGCCCCCAAGACAAUCGUCGGGCAAAAAGUGAUUAGGUGGGUUAGAAAAAAGGAGGAGUGGGGGAAUAGGAUUGGCUGUUACUUCCGCCGGCGCCCUCAAGAGAGGCCAGUGCGUUGUGUUUGGUCUGGGUUUGCCGGCGCUAAUUUGAGGUCUUGGGAGGGAGGGGGGGGGGGGGCUUCGGGGGCCCGGCCGGGCCGUUUUUUGUCCUUUUACAUCACCGGUGCAAAGAAAAUGGUCUGGAGGGGCGGCUCGAGAUGCUCUUAUGUUAGACAAACACGUAGUACCUUCAUCUGCAGUAGGUCUUCGGAAGAGUUUUGACGUGGUCCUUAUUCUUUCUUGGGUUUGGCUACGGCACAUCUAAAUACAUCUAGAUAUGGUACGUCUAGAUGUGCUGUUCUUUUUGUAGCUGGGAGGGAUCCAGCUUGGAUCACCACCAACACCAGGUGCACUGUUUUUACAGAGACUAUUAAGAGAACUUAGCGAUUCCCAAAUUUUAAAAACCUGCUGUGGAAGACAAAAGGGUACAUCGGCGACUAGCUAGAAGCCUUUCUUCGACGCGGCUGGGCCAAUAAACUGAAUAAAGUAUACCACACCAGUCUCCACGGAACAACGACGGGAGGUAGCAGUACAGCAGACGACUUGCGUGGCACACUCGCGUUAUGUGUGCGCGAGACCGGACUGGUCAAAGGUUUGAGCAAGAGGGGCCUUCCAAGCCAGCCAGCCGCCGGAGAAACUCGCAAGGCCUCCGCCACUUAUAAACGCGGAGGAGGAGGAGCGGCAAGAAACAAACGGCCCGGUGCAGACAGCCACCAAACCAGAGGGGAAGAAAAAAGAGGCCCUCGUUCGCCUAACUCCAUUAGCCCAUAGCCAUGCCUCUCUUGAUAUGCCACCGGC
Molecule: messenger RNA, 2548 nt
Organism: Triticum urartu
Lineage: Eukaryota; Viridiplantae; Streptophyta; Magnoliopsida; Poales; Poaceae
Source: RefSeq, a predicted model, not a curated record